AUACGACACGUGAAAGGAGAGAGAGCAAAGGAAACAGAACAAAAAAGGAGCUGGGAAUGGGAUUGGGAGGGGAGGGUCAUUGGGGCUGUGGGUGCUAAAAUAAAGGCGGACGUGAAUGGCAGUAAUGAAAAGGAGCAACAUGGACGGCUGAGAAAUCAUCAAAUCAGCUUUUUCAAAGCCUUCCCUACCUUAUUCUUCGCUUCCUUAUUUAUUGUCCCUCUCCCCCUUCAUCCUUCACCAUUACCAAACUUGAAUCUCCCUUUCAAUAUUGCUCCCAAUACCACUUUAACGCAAGCAAAAAUCCCAACAUCUCUUAGUAAAUAAAGCCAACUUAUAGCGAAGAAAAAUGUCGUGGCAAACUUACGUAGAUGAGCACUUGAUGUGUGACAUCGAUGGCCAAGGCCAGCACCUUUCUGCCGCUGCUAUCAUUGGCCAUGAUGGAAGUGUCUGGGCUCAGAGCUCUGCCUUCCCUCAGUGCAAGCCUAAUGAGAUCAGUGACAUCAUGAAAGAUUUUGACGAACCAGGCCACCUUGCCCCUACAGGCUUACACCUUGGUGGCACCAAGUAUAUGGUCAUUCAGGGUGAGCCUGGUGCUGUCAUUCGUGGAAAAAAGGGAUCAGGAGGGAUCACUGUUAAGAAAACUGGACAAGCUCUUGUGUUUGGCAUCUAUGAAGAACCAGUGACUCCAGGACAAUGCAACAUGGUUGUUGAGAGGUUGGGUGAUUAUCUUGCUGAUCAGGGCCUGUAGUCGACCUAGCUUCAAAAUUCAAUGCCUUUUUCAUUUUUAAGUUUUGGGUUCCAAGUAAUUUGCAUCUUAUCCCAUUGAAAGCUAUGUUUGAUUGGCAUUUGGACUUGGUUGAUUGACUUGCUUCCUUCACCAUAUCUGCUUUUUUGUUGCUUUUUUUGGGUUUUGUUGGUAAUCCCCAUCAGUGGUUGCAAGAUCUUUUUUUCUUUUUUGGCAGUGUUUGUUGCCAUUAAAAUUUUUCCCCUUAUAAUGAACGUUUGAAUAUGCCCUUUUUCUUUGUGAAUGAGAGAAUCAGAUUUCAGGUUCCUUGAUUGCCACUUGUUUUCUGAAUAUCAAUGCAAAUUUUUUCUGUCAUUUUGUUCUGACUUCUGAAGAUAAUGU
Molecule: messenger RNA, 1126 nt
Organism: Durio zibethinus
Lineage: Eukaryota; Viridiplantae; Streptophyta; Magnoliopsida; Malvales; Malvaceae
Product: profilin-4
Cellular component (GO): cell cortex
Molecular function (GO): actin monomer binding
Source: RefSeq, a predicted model, not a curated record